AUGUAUUCCUUCGACAAGGAUGUCAUCGAGCCGCUUCUAAGAAUAGCCGAGGCCGAUUCAGAAGCAACCAGAAGCAACCGUGUGCCAACUAUAGUGCUGUACAAUCCGUCAAUAAGGCUCCACAGCACCGAUACCACAACGUCAACAGAGCUAGAGGUCAAAGCUGCCAAGACUCGCCAAACAAGAUUCGCUGGCAAGUCCUGA
Penicillium paradoxum is the source of this 204-nucleotide messenger RNA. RefSeq lists its product as uncharacterized. The transcript is spliced from 2 exons. Bases 1 to 204 code for a protein of 67 amino acids. Lineage: Eukaryota; Fungi; Ascomycota; Eurotiomycetes; Eurotiales; Aspergillaceae. The record is from RefSeq and is a predicted model, not a curated record.